This is a messenger RNA of Andrographis paniculata, 863 nucleotides long. Its product is annotated as caltractin-like. Gene Ontology annotation, molecular function: calcium ion binding. Gene Ontology annotation, biological process: mitotic cell cycle; centriole replication. Bases 131 to 640 code for a protein of 169 amino acids. The transcript has 8 exons. Gene Ontology annotation, cellular component: centrosome; centriole. NCBI's taxonomy places the organism in Eukaryota, Viridiplantae, Streptophyta, Magnoliopsida, Lamiales, Acanthaceae. The record is from RefSeq and is a predicted model, not a curated record.
UGUACACAAACCAUUAAUAUAAUGCAUUCGUUCAUAUAAUACCAUCAAUAAUUACUAUCUUUCCUUUCCGUCUUCCUUAGUCGCAGAAGCACGCGGAGCCGUACGGUGUUGUUUCCUCCACCCGAUCAACAUGUCAACUCUUUACAGGGGCAUGGCCAGGAAAGAUAAACCUAGAGGGCGCCAUCAAGGUUUGACUGCCCAGAAAAAGCAGGAGAUUAAGGAAGCAUUUGAACUGUUUGAUACUGAUCAAUCUGGUACUAUUGAUGCCAAGGAGCUGAAUGUUGCAAUGAGGGCUCUUGGUUUUGAAAUGUCUGAAGAGGAAAUUACUCAAAUGAUAGCUGAAGUAGACAAAGAUGGGAGUGGUUCAAUUGACUUUGAGGAAUUUUGCCACAUGAUGACAGCCAAAUUUGGAGAGAGGGACACCAAACAAGAGCUCAUGAAGGCCUUUAACAUUAUCGAUCAAGAUAAAAAUGGAAAGAUUUCUGUUGCUGAUAUUCAGCGCAUUGCAAAGGAACUGGGUGAAAACUUCACUGAAAAGGAGAUACAAGACAUGAUUGAUGAAGCAGAUCGGGACCGUGAUGGUGAGGUAAAUGCUGACGAAUUCAUGAGAAUGAUGAGGAGAACCUCAUAUGGGUACUAAAUCACCUCCACUGCCGAACUCAGAGUUAUGAAGGAAGGAACUGGGAAUAUUAGUACGGAAUACUUUUCUUGGGGUGGGGUGAGGUGGGGUGGGUUGUAUGAUGCAUUGAAUUAAGGUUAAACUUUUGUUGAUGAUACCAACAAGGCUUUGAUUGUAAAGUUUUAUGUACCUUGUGAUGUGAUGAUUAUAUUGAAGUAAUAUUAUAAAACAAAUAUUUCUUCCA